Messenger RNA from Nicotiana tabacum (common tobacco), 2374 nucleotides. Its product is annotated as transmembrane 9 superfamily member 11. The record is from RefSeq and is a predicted model, not a curated record. Gene Ontology annotation, biological process: protein localization to membrane. Gene Ontology annotation, cellular component: membrane. NCBI's taxonomy places the organism in Eukaryota, Viridiplantae, Streptophyta, Magnoliopsida, Solanales, Solanaceae.
CGCUCCACAAUCUCUGCUCAGAAACCCUUUUGGAGGUGAGUUAGAUCUCUGCAUUUUUCAUCUAAACCUUUAAUAUUCCUUAUCAUUUUCUUUUUCUGUAAAUGUUCUUGUUUAUAAGACUGAAUCUUGAAUCUUGUGUAAAACCCCACUUGAAAACUUGAUCUUGCCAUUUUACCUACAGAUCUGAUCAAGAAACAACUAAAAAUGAGAUCUUUAGACAAAUUCAAGAUUUGUGUUUUGUUAAUCUGCUUGGUAUUUGAAUUGGGUCAUGGGUUUUAUCUGCCUGGUAGUUACCCUCACAAAUAUGGGGUUGGUGAUUUCUUGAAUGUUAAAGUCAAUUCAUUGACCUCAAUUGACACUGAGUUGCCUUAUAGUUACUAUAGCUUGCCUUUUUGUAAACCAUUAGAGGGUAUUAAAGAUAGUGCUGAGAAUCUUGGUGAGCUUCUUAUGGGUGAUAGGAUUGAGAAUUCUCCUUAUAGGUUUAAGAUGUAUACGAAUGAGACCGAGAUUUUCUUGUGUCAAACUAAACCUUUGUCUGGUGAGGAGUUUAAGCUUUUAAAGAAGAGGAUUGAUGAGAUGUAUCAAGUGAAUUUGAUUCUUGAUAAUUUGCCUGCUAUUCGUUAUACGAGGAAGGAAGGUUAUUUCUUGAGGUGGACGGGUUAUCCUGUUGGGAUUAAGAUUCAAGAUACAUAUUAUGUGUUUAAUCACUUGAAGUUUACUGUUCUUGUUCAUAAGUAUGAGGAGACCAAUGUGGCUCGGGUGAUGGGUACUGGGGAUGCAGCUGAGGUGAUCUCGACGAUUGGAAAUGGUGGAUCGGAGGCACCUGGUUACGAAGUUGUUGGGUUUGAGGUUGUUCCUUGUAGUGUCCAGCAUACCCCUGAUUCAGCCAAGAACUUGAAACUGUACAAUAAGUACCCGACUCCAAUUAAGUGCGAUCCUACAACAGUCGCCAUGGCUAUUAAAGAAAAUGAGCCUGUGUCUUUUACUUAUGAGGUGAACUUUGUGGAAAGUGAUAUCAAGUGGCCGUCAAGAUGGGAUGCUUAUUUGAAGAUGGAAGGUGCAAAGGUGCACUGGUUCUCUAUCCUUAACUCACUUAUGGUGAUCACUUUCUUGGCUGGAAUCGUGCUCGUAAUCUUCUUGAGAACCGUCAGGCGGGAUCUGACUAGGUAUGAGGAACUCGACAAAGAGGCUCAAGCCCAAAUGAACGAGGAGUUAUCCGGUUGGAAACUCGUAGUGAGUGAUGUUUUCAGGUCUCCAAGUAAUCCAGCACUUUUGUGUGUGAUGGUUGGUGACGGAGUUCAAAUCCUAGGGAUGGGUGUUGUGACUAUCAUGUUUGCUGCCCUCGGAUUUAUGUCCCCAGCUUCUCGUGGAACGUUGAUUACAGGCAUGCUAUUCUUCUAUAUGAUUCUUGGGGUUGUAGCUGGUUAUGUUGCUGUUCGUCUUUGGAGGACAAUCUUCUGUGGCAAUCACAAGGGCUGGGUUUCAGUUUCAUGGAAAGCUGCUUGUUUCUUCCCCGGAAUUGCUUUUUUCAUUCUAACCACAUUGAACUUCCUGCUAUGGGGUAGUCACAGCACAGGGGCCAUUCCAUUUUCUCUGUUUGUCGUCCUCAUUUUACUUUGGUUCUGCAUUUCAGUUCCUCUAACCCUGCUCGGUGGUUAUUUUGGGGCGAGGGCUCCUCACAUUGAAUAUCCUGUCCGAACCAACCAAAUCCCGCGUGAAAUCCCCCCACAAAAGUAUCCAUCCUGGCUCUUAGUUUUGGGUGCAGGUACCCUUCCUUUCGGUACUCUUUUCAUCGAGCUCUUCUUCAUCAUGUCGAGUCUUUGGAUGGGUCGUGUAUACUAUGUCUUUGGUUUCCUCCUCAUUGUCAUGAUCCUCCUUGUCGUCGUUUGUGCCGAGGUGUCUCUUGUUCUGACCUACAUGCAUCUUUGUGUGGAGGACUGGAAAUGGUGGUGGAAAUCUUUCUUUGCUUCUGGAUCAGUUGCUAUAUACAUUUUCCUGUACUCCGUUAACUAUCUAAUCUUCGAUCUUAAGAGUUUGAGCGGCCCUGUUUCCGCCACCCUUUACCUCGGAUAUUCCCUCUUCAUGGUCUUGGCCAUCAUGCUCGCGACAGGCACAGUCGGGUUCCUUUCCUCUUUCUGGUUUGUACAUUACUUGUUCUCUUCAGUGAAGCUGGAUUGAAGAAGUCUUUCGGGCAGAAAGAAAGAGAUAGCAUUUAAAAAACAACUAUUCAAGAAACAGAUGCAGAUGUCCAGGUCAUUCUUGUUGUUGCCAUAUUAUUGUCAUUUUGUAGGAUAUUUGGAAGAUAAAGGCAAUAAACUCCUCAAGUUUUGUUAAAUUCUUUAAUGUUGAAAAUGCCUGCAUGAUAGUCACUGUA